AUGGCGCCGUCGGUGUUGAGCCCGACGCAGAGGUAUGCGGCGGGGGCACUCCUUGCCUUCUCCUUACGGCAGGCGCAGAUCCACCAGACCUGCCCACUGGGCUUCGAGGACGUCGGGGACGGCGACGAUGAGGUCCCCGACAGGCAUAGCAGCAGCAGCAAUGGUAGCAGCGGCGGGAGCAGCGAAGGUGAUGAUGGGUUAUGGACUCAUGAAAGCCGAGGACUUCUCCGUCCCGUCUUCAGGUCUGCGCUCUUGUCGUUGGUUUCUGAAUAAGUGGAGAGCCGAUGCAGAAAAACAACCGGAAAUCGUGGGAGGUUUCUUGCAUCUGGCUGUCCGCUAUGGGUUUUGAUGGAUCGUUUUCCUCCAGGUUUUUGGAGAUUGACCCGAUGGCUUGGCCUGGUUUGGAGGAGACCGCAGCUUCUUCUCCGGCCAAGAAUCACAUCGGAGCCGUGCGUCUUUUUCUUUGUUGUUCUCCUUAAAUUCCUUUGCGACUAUACGCGUUUCUCCUCUUUACUUAGUCUGGACGAUUCUAUUAUAUUCGACUUCUAGUGAAGGGAUUCGUAUCAUACAAAAUUUCACAAUAAAUUGACGGAAAUACUAGCGAAAAUUGGUCUAUUAUUUGGGAAAAUAACUUUAAGCCAUCAUUAUUGUUCGACUUAAUGGGGAAUUCAAUCCAUUUUCUGACUGUCAUUUUCUGGAAUGCUAGUUUCGUAUAUUCAAAAUAUUCGCAUCUAACCUGUGAUUCCAUAUGCAAUUCCACCUUAAGAUUUCUGUCAAAUGUAUCAUAAAUUUCCGUCAUAAUGUCCAGAAAUGCUAUGUUUGAGUUGAAAAACAUAAAAAGCCAAUUCUGUGUUUUCUGUCAUUUACUGAAUAUUGCUAUGCUGGGUCAGCUUGGAGAUUUACACAAACAGUCAAGGAUUAAAUCUCGGGUUGUUACUUCGACUAGAGUACCAAAUGCUUAUAUCAGUCGUAACUAUUUAGAAGAUGGGUUUGUAUGUGUUCAUGAAUGAGUCAAUAUGAUCUUAAACAGCUGUAGCCUUCUUAAAAUUUCUUCUAGUCAGAUUUUCAUUAGUCACAAUAUCAAUAGACGACAUUUAUUUGUUCCACAUCUAAUCAUGGUUUUUCUCUGAUUUUUUUUGCUUUGUAUGAGUGGUAAUAAAUCAGCAUUAGUGAUUUUUACACCCUUUGUUGUCUCCAAUGACCAGCACUUACAUUUUUAUACUAUGAUUCUUUUAUGUCAUCUAGUUCCUGAGGAUACUCUUUGAAGAAAGUGAUGAAACUUCUGCUGAAAGAUUGGAGCAGGCGCUUGCUUUGAUAAAAUCUGUGGAUGCUAUGGAAAUGAGCUUGAAAGAGACCUUAUCUUCUGUUGAUGGAAUUAGUGAGGAAUAUUUUAAAUAUAGGCAAGAAUAUCACAAGGAAGUUUCACCAAACAUGACGAACCUUAGAGAAGAUGAGGCGUGCAAACUGUCAGAAGCAAUUCAGCAACUGAAUUGUCAGAAGUUGCCAGUAAAAGAUGAAUGUCUUUCUCAAGCAGAUGGAAGAUGUCAAGAGAACCCAUUUUUGCAAGAUACAGUGAAGAAUAAUCAGCAGAAAGUUGCAGUAUUAUAUGAGCUUCUUUCUGCAUGUGUAGCUGAUUUGCCGGAGGAUCACAAUCAACAGUUGAGACACAGGAAAGGUUAUGAUGCUCGACUCCGUGUUGCCCUAAGGUCGCUAGCCACAUGGCUCAAUAUCAAAUGGAAAAAAAUGGUUUGCCUCUACUUUAACUGUUUUUUUUGUGUACGCUUGGGCGUUUUAUUGGAGAUGAUUGUAUCCACUAAAUUAUCCUUUGAUCGUUUUACCUGUACCAUUUGUCACAUUGUUCUAUCUAUUAAUAUCCUACUCUUCUUAAAGAUCACAGGAAGGAUAAGUUGUUUUUUUUUCUUUUUUGUUUAGUUCGAAUAUUGUGAGGUAUAGCUGCAAGUACGGUAGAAUUACUUUCUUUCUAGUGUGUGUUUCAUUUCCAUGUAUCAUAUUCGGCAGAAAACUUGCAUUGAAAAAAGGACGCCAUGCUGCAUGUCUACUUCUAUUGUAUAAAUUUCCUGCUUGAAUAUUUGAUGGUCAUCAUCGGCCAACACUUUGAGAAUUCUUCCCCACUUCAUUUUCGCUGGACCAUUCGUGCUUCUUUCUCUUCGCAAGAACUAUUGCAAUGAGCACAGUCAUGGAUAUUCGACGAGAUACAUUAAGAGCACAGAAAGAUAUCCAUAUAAAGAUUGUGGAACUUAGUUUCGUACAUAGGUUAGUCAGUGAAGACAACAAGCAUGAUAUGAUGUGAUAGAAGUGAUAGUAAAAACGUGGAAUAGAAUUAACGAAAACAUAGAGAUGAUAAUUGUUUCAAUAGGAUAAAGUAAUUGAUAGUUCUAAUAAUUCUAUAGAAAAAAUGAACAGUCUCAUGACAGAGUGCUCAUACGUUUUGCGAUCCUAAUCUUUUACCAGUGCCAUCUAAUCCAUAAUUUAUUGUUUAAAAUUCUGGCAUUGAAUGAGAGUAUUUCUCUCAAUAUGAUAUUAAGAUCUGGAAAUAGAAUAAAAUCAAGUUAUAUUACACGAACAUGGUUGAACUCGAACUCUCUCAUAAUUAAUUCUUGUUCCACUUGAAGAUUGACAACCUGAACUGUUAAAUUUAAUUGUUUUGUUGUUGCCAAGUAAAUCACGUAAGUUUGCCAGAUCUCGUGGCUGAUUAUUCACUUCUUAGAUAGUUCUGUUGAAUUAUUAUCAAAAGAAAAAUAUCUGAACUAUCGUGGGAUCCUGUGACCUUUGAUAUUCGUUUUGUUUAUGUGCUACACUCAGUACAUCCAGGCUUAUCAAGCUGAAAAUGAUGCUUUUUAGGAAGCCAUGGAGAUCAUGGUUGCGUGUUCUGCAAUGGCUGCUGCAAAGGAAGAAGCUCAAGCAGAGAAUAGGGACUCUGAUAAAAGCAGAUGGUCUAGAUGGAAACGUCAUGGCAUAAUUGGAGCAGCUGCAGUUACUGGUGGAACCCUGUUGGCUAUCACGGGAGGUAUUGCAUUUCAUUUUUAUGUAAAAGGAAACAGGAAACUUUGGUUUCAUGUUCUCUGUUCUAGUAUGCCCACCUGUGUAUUUAUGUCUUUUCUUGAUUGCUUGACAGGCCUAGCUGCUCCUGCAAUUGCUGCUGGGUUUGGUGCUCUGGCACCCACCUUAGGAACUCUUAUGCCCGUGAUUGGAGCAAGUGGUUUUGCUGCAAUUGCCAGUGCUGCUGGGUCAGUUGCUGGUUCCGUGGCUGUUGCAGCCUCAUUUGGAGGUGAUUUUAGUGUACCUGCUUUCUGCCUAUUGUUUUCUCUUAAAUAAAUGAUGUGAUAUCCACAUUCAUGGUACUUUUGGUUGGAAAGGAUAUUUCUUUUUUCGACAGGGAGAAAUAGCUAGCAUCUUCAUGGUUCAUGGUGCCUUUUAAGGUGGUUCCCGUGUUAUACUGUAUGUAAAUGCCACUGGAAACAUUCUAUUCAAGGACUUAUUUAAUUCCUCUCUUGCUCUUUCCUCCAUCUGAAAAUAGACACUGCCUCAUGGAAUAUUCAUGUUAUCAAGAAAAGUGUGAAAACUUACUGAUGUUCCUCUGAUGGAAAAACCCAAGGGCUGAGUGUGUCUUCCUUUUUGACGCUUUUCACAAGUAUACAGUGCAAGUCAAAUGGCUGGACUCAGUCUUCUGAUUGGAGACCUGGGUUUAAUAUCAAUAAAGUCAACUCAAUUUCUGCACUAUGAGAACUCGUCGCUUGGUGCGUGCCUAGAAAGGCGAGGUGGUAGUUUUACUCAGUGUAACUGUACAUCAAGCACCGAUAUCGAAGAGUCAUAAUUUAUUUUGACUGAAAAGUAAGCUACUCAUUGUGUGAGAUAUAAACGAGGAUUCCUGACAAUUACAUAGAGAUGCACUAGAAUUCCCUAAAUUGGUAGUAGCCAAUUCAAGGUUUUGGUGGUGGAAGUUGAGGAAGAGAUAAGGAAGAAGAGGGGAAAGAUGAGGAUAGAUUCAUUUUUGUGAUGUCAGGUUUAUACUUUUCGCAUUUCCUGCUUCAUAGAGAUGCAUUUUUAGCCCGUUCUUUAUUUGACCUUGGAGCGAAUUCCCAUUCUUGGCUGAAAAAAUGGAUGGUUUAGAACGGAGAUUUAAAGAGAACCCAUAUGGAAUGGAUGAGAAGAGCAGUUCUAGUGUAAAGGUAAUGAACAUGGUAAAGAACAGUUCUCUGUUUUCUGUUCUGUUUUUCGUUUUUUUUUUCUUUUCCGGGGGAUGGUGUGGAGGUAGGUGUUAAUAUUUGCAACUUUGAAGCUUUUACCCUAAGCAAAUCAAGUUUUAGUGUAUAAAUGCAAGUGACUAAAGUAGAAUAGAAACAUGAUAACGAAAUAAAAAAUUCCACAUUAAAUAUAAGGUAGGAAUAGCACGAAAAAACGUGUAAAAUAAUAGGCAAACCUAAAUGGUUUUGUGCCCUUGUACCCCUAAGAUCAAUUUUAUUUGAGGCUUUACGUCUGUCUUAUGUGUAUAUUCUUGUGUGCCUUAAUAUAUCCUCAUAUAUUCUAUGUAUAAUAUCUGUCGACAAUCACACCAUUUUGGCCAACACAUGGCUCUAUACUAGACAAAAUAGACAGGAAUGGGGGGGACUGGGCACAACAAAAUUUUUGAAACCCGACCAAGUUCUUGCCUAAAAAUUGAACAGUAAGAUUGAAGGUGUCAAUUUUGACCAAUUUGAAGACCCCUGCUUCGCAUCUUUUGGGAGGAAUAUGUUUGCAACGAAUAUGUCCCUCAGUUUCUCCCUCUGGGGGAAGUUAAGUGUCUUUCCACCCUGUAUUGCCCUCAAAGUGAGUAGAGAGUGCUGUGUUUGUUGACAAUUUAUUAAGCAAAUUGCGGCUGCUCAGGAUUGGAAGCUAGCUCAUGUGUAAGCGCUGUCUAUCAACAGUCAACUCUUUAUCCAUUAAUUGAUCCAGCUGCUUCUUUUUAAAAGAAUAAAUUAGUUAGUUGGAAAACACUCAUCCAGUAAAAUGUGUGGCCUCUUCUGGACCUUCCACUGUUUUUAUGCCUGAUUAAUGAGGAUGAAACCAUAGCAUUAUGCUGUCUCACUUUCACACUCUCUUGUCUAACUAUUGACACAGUUGCUCUCUCUCUCUCUCCCUCACACACUGUAUUCAAUCAGCUGUUCUGAUUAAUUUUUCUCUGAUUUGUGGGAAGGAAGAGAGAGGGGACUGAGGAGAAAAAACAUAUUGGAUUUAUAAGGGAUGUCAUUCGAGGCAUUGAUGUCUAUGAGUACUGUCCGGAAGAUAAAAUUUCCCCCAGGGGACCAAGUUAGAAGCAGAAAUCACCUUUGACCAAUCAUCAUUGUACUUGCAAUUUCCACAUAUUUAGAUCCCUUCUUCCCUUGCUUUUUUUUCCUCUUCGGCGGAUUAAAUUUCUUUCACUCAUGUGAAAUUAUCCUCUAUGCUCUUCCUACAUUUGUUUUACCAAAAUUCUUAAAUAUGAUGUGAUGUUAAGACUUCUGGACUCCAUGUAGAUGCAAUGGACGUCAGGAUGACAUUAUUCACCAUUGAAUCUGGAGAAAAUGGACUUUACUCCUGAGUUUUGUAUCCAAAUACUUGUAACCAGAAUCAGAUUAUCUUUUACUCACUUAUGUAUCUAAGGUUGGAAAAACAUAUGAUGUGUUUACAGCCCUCUUUUUCGCUCAUAUUCCAUUUCUCCAUUCUCUUGCUAUUGCCAAUUUCGUAGACUUAUGCCUUUCGCAAUGUUUUCCUUCUCUCACUCGUUAAAAUCAUAUCUGACAUGUUUGGUGGCCAUAAUUUGGCAGCUGCUGGAGCUGGACUCUCGGGAAGCAAAAUGGCUAGAAGAACUGGCAGUAUUGAGGAGUUCGAAUUUAUACCUAUUGGACAAAAUCAUAAUCAAGGAGUGAGUUCUCUUUUUAUAUAAUUUUGGUGAAGGGGAACCUUUCGUAGCUGAUAAUUCAUAUGAUAGAUAUGCUGUAAUGCUUUUGUUUUUGCCCUUCGUGAAAUACCAGUAUGUGAGUGACCCUAACUUUUCUAUUUUCCAUUUUUCAGUGCCUUGCUGUUGGUAUCUUGAUUUCUGGAUUUGUUUUUGAGAAAGAAGAUUUUGUUAGGCCUUGGGAGGGGACAGCUGACAAUUUAGAGACGUAUGUGAACAUUUACUGAGUUAAAGAAUUCUUUACUCAUCGACGUAUAUAAAUGUAUAGAUAAAUAACAGUUUUUAUUAUGCACCUUAUGCUGCAAUCAAUCAUCUAUUCUGUUUUUUCACAAAUUGGAUGAAUUUUCUUACCAAAUUUAAGUUUAAGUAAUUGAUGCAUGUAUCAUUUUUUGAACGAUUUACAAAACUGGCUUCUUCUUAAAAAAAAAUCCGCUAAAUUUUUUCUAUUAUAAUGUGCUUUAUGCUUGUAGUUCACUCUAUCUCGUAUUUGGAAUAAAAAAGACCCAAUAACUUGUCAUCACCUAGUUUGCAAUUAGAAAAUCUUGUUUUUUGGUUCAACUGUCAUGCUUUGUUCAUUCAGAUUUAGGCGUUGAACUAUUAUUGGCUUAAUGGUACAUUAGAAAACUCAUACACUCCUCUAGAACAAAACACGUACAUCUAUUUGUGGUGUCUCCUGCACUAUGGUACACCAUUUUAUUCCGGGAAUUUAGGAUCCUACCUAAAAAAAUUGUCUGUUCCAUACGCACAUACCCUUUAUGCAGGUUAUACAGACUCUUGAUAUUAUGUUGAUCGUAUUGUACAUUCAAGCAAUUUGUAGACUUGAGGAUCAGCCUAAGUGUUCUCCAUUACCACAAAACCGAAAAAGUAGUCCAACCUAUGGUCUAGUCUCUGAUAAACCAUGAUACAGGGUGUGGCAGUCUAUACUCCUUUAAGAAGGGUUGACUUCUGGGAUUUAUUUUUUUUGGGUCUGUCCCUUUGCUUAUAGUGGGAAAUCUGACAGCAAGUGUGUGAAACAGUUCUUCCGUGUUCAUAUAAAUUUUUGGAAUCUGUACCUUUCUACAGCAAGGGCAAAACGAAGGGCACAAGCCUGGUCUGACUACCUGAUAAUUAUUCUAGGUAUGCUGUACAGUGGGAGUCCAAGAACUUGAUUGCUGUGAGUACUGCAAUCCAGGACUGGCUGACAUCGAGUAAGAGCUAUGAGUCUUUUCACAGUUGAUUAGUGUGCAAGGUGCUGUAUCUUCACCCUUCUCUUCGUUCUCCCAGGUCUUACCAUGGGUUUGAUGAAGCAAGGUGCUAUGAUGACUGUGCUCAGCACACUAGUUUCUGCAUUAGCCUGGCCAGCCACACUACUUUCAGCAACUAAUUUUAUUGACAGCAAAUGGGCGAUCUCUGUCGACAGGUUCAAACUUGCUCACCAAUUAAUCAUCACUUCAAGACUUUAUGCCAUUAUUAAUCUCAGUUGACAUCCCCAGAUCAGAUAAAGCAGGAAAACUGAUGGCUGACGUACUAUUAAAGGGAUUGCAAGGAAACAGGUUUGUGAUGGCGACCUUUCUCCCUCUGCAAGUCCCUCCAAAUCUGCCCUGGAUGGCUUACUUCAUAUUCUGUGAUAUCUCAGGCCUGUGACACUUGUCGGCUUUUCAUUGGGAGCACGGGUGAUAUUCAAGUGCUUGCAGCAUUUGGCAGAAACCGGAGAUAAUGGUUUUUACAUGCCCUUCAUGACAUUAAUGCUCUAUAUCAGGCCCAUUUAUUCGGUAGUCCCCUGACAUCUUCUGGCUUGUUUGACCAGAGGGACUUAUAGAGAGGGUUGUUCUCCUUGGAGCGCCAAUAUCUCUCAAGAGUGAGCCAUGGGAGUCUGCAAGAAGAGUAUGCUUCCGACGAUGCUAAGAAAUUGACAUGAUUUAGUCUCAAACAUCAUAUUUAUUCUUGUCAUUUUUCUUUUUCUGGGUGAAAUCUUAAUGUCUCCUAAAAUGCUGAUAGGCUGAUGAUGAUGAUCUUAGCUUCUGAUAAUUCAUAGGCCCUGGAUUUCACCUUCUAUACGUACUCUUCUUCUUAUGGUGUCUGAUCCAGUUUUUAUUGCUCUCUUGAAGAUGGUGGCCGGCAGAUUUGUGAACGUCUACUCUACAAACGACUGGAUACUUGGAGUGACUUUCCGUGCUAGGUAUGAUUAUUCUCUAGAAGCUCGGAUUCUCCCAACGUUGUAUGCCUCUGGGACUGAUUCCCCCUCACAAGAUCAGCUUGAUAUGCAUGAGCUUGCUUGAUCCCAGAUGGUUUUUAUUUUUAUUGAUUUAUUUUUAUUUAUUUUAAACAGCUUUCCCGCCCCCAUUUAGGUCCAGGUUUGAGAUAUUAAUUGAUAUUAUCCCACCAAGGUUUUUUUAUCAGAAUUAACCAAAACAUCCAUGUGCAUAUUCGCUUUGGAAGACAGAAAAAAUACAAUCAUAAUAUUAAACAUUCUUUAUGACAGGUUAUGUUCUUUAAGAAAAAAAUUCCUCUCCCUGCAAUUCCAGUAACGGGUUGUUACUUUCUGCUGCAGCCUUCUUACCCAAGGAUUAGCUGGAAUUCAACCCGUUGACAUCGCCGGAGUGGAAAAUGUGAGUAGCGUUGACUGGAGAUUCACAUUCUAGAAGUGGAAUGCUUUCCAAGUAUUGGAAUGACCCCACCCUUCAUUUAAUAUUUCUUCCAGGUUGAUGUGACUGAUCUGAUUGAUGGGCAUUCUUCUUAUCUGUGGACUGUCCGGCAAAUACUGGAGCAACUUGAGCUGGACACAUACUACCCUGUCUUCUCUUGUUGUUCAACAUCCUAG
Molecule: messenger RNA, 8735 nt
Organism: Spirodela intermedia
Lineage: Eukaryota; Viridiplantae; Streptophyta; Magnoliopsida; Alismatales; Araceae
Source: the annotation of a GenBank genome assembly